Messenger RNA from Passer domesticus (house sparrow), 9030 nucleotides. It is a transcript of the gene CLEC4G, whose product is annotated as C-type lectin domain family 4 member G. The record is from RefSeq and is a predicted model, not a curated record. NCBI's taxonomy places the organism in Eukaryota, Metazoa, Chordata, Aves, Passeriformes, Passeridae. The transcript is spliced from 5 exons. Bases 1 to 615 code for a protein of 204 amino acids.
AUGCCGGGAUCCGAGCAGGGCCCCCCGGCCAAAGAGCUGCUGUGCCGGGCGCUGGGCGGCGCGCGGCGCUGCGGGGCCGUUUCCCCGGGGAUUUCCCUGGAUUUUUCCCAUUUCCCGGAUAAUUUCCGGUAUUUUCCCGGGAUAAUUUUCCCAUUUUCGGGUGUUUCUCCCCCAGAGCUGCUGUGCCGGGCGCUGGGCGGCUCGCGGCGCUGCGGGCCGGGCUGGCGGCCGCACGGCUCCAGCUGUUAUUCCUUCUCGCGGGACGCGCUGAGCUGGGGCCGCGCCCGCAACGCCUGCGCUGACCUGGGCGCGCACCUGGCCGUGGUCAACGACGGCGACGAGCAGCUUUUCCUGGUGCAGAACAGCAACUGCAGCAGCUCGUGCUGGCUGGGGCUGACGGCCGAGCAGGAGGGGAAGUGGCGCUGGGUCACCGGCCAGGAGCCCACCGACACGUUCUGGGACGUGUGGCGGGACGAGGCGCGGCACGAGGCGCAGGAGCUGCAGGAGCUGCACGAGGCGCAGCGCUGCGGCGCGCUGGGCCCCGCGGGGCGCUGGCUGCGCGCGCCCUGCGCCGAGCGGCGCCGCUGGAUCUGCGAGAGGCGCGGCGGCUGCUGAGAGAGCGUUCGGGGCCAGAAAUCCUGCCAAAAAUCCCGGGUUUUUGGAGAAAUUGGGGCCAAAAAUCCUGCCCAAAAAUCUGGGUUUUGAAAGGGAUUUGGGACAAAAAUCCUGCAAAAAAAAUCUGUUUUUUAAAGGAAAUGGGGCCAAAAAUCAGCCAAAAAUCAUGGGUUUUUAAAGGAAAUGGGGCCAAAAAUCCUGCAAAAAUUCAUGGUUUUUUUAAAGAAAUUUGUGCCAAAAAUCCCGGUUUUUUAAAGGAAUUUAUGAAAAAAAUCCCAUUUUUUAAAGGGAUUAAGGCCAAAAAUCCUGGUGAAAAUUCUGGUUUUUCAGAGGGAUUGGGGCCAAAAAUCCUGCCAAAAAUUGCAUUUUUUUAAAAGGAUUGGUGCCAAAAAUCCUGACAAAAAUAAUGGUUUUUUAAAGGAAAUGGGGCCAAAAAUCCUGAAAAAAUCCCGUUUUUUUAAAGGGAUUUAUGCAAAAAAUCCCAUUUUUUUAAAAGGGAUUAGGGCCAAAAAUCCUGGUUUUUUAAAGGGAUUGGUGCAAAAAAUCCUGCCAAAAAUCACAAUUUUUAAAAGAAAUUUGUGCCAAAAAUCCUGCAAAAAAAUCUGGGUUUUAAAAGGGAUUGGGGCCAAAAAAUCCCAUUUUUUUAAGGGACUGGUGCCCAAAAUUCUGUUUUUUUAAAGGGAUUGGGGCCAAAAAUUCUGCUUAAAAUCUCAUUUUUUAAAGGAAUUUGUGCCAAAAAAUCCCAAUUUUUUAGAGGGAUUGGGGCCAAAAAUCCUGCAAAAAAUCUGGUUUUUUUAGAGAGAUUUGGGACAAAAAUCCUGCAAAAAAUUCUGUUUUUUUAAAGAAUAAUUGUGCAAAAAUCCUGCCAAAAAUUCUGGUGUUUUAAAGGGAUUUGUGCCAAAAAUCCUGCAAAAAAAUCUGGUUUUUUUAAUAGAAUUUGUGCCAAAAAAUCCCAAUUUUUUAAAGGGACUGGUGCCAAAAAUUCUGGUUUUUUAAAGGGAUUGGGGCCAAAAAUCCUGCAAAAAAUCUGGUUUUUUAAAGGGAUUGGGGACAGAAAUCCCACCAAAAAUCGGGGUUUUUUAAAGAAUAAUUGUGCAAAAAUCCUGCCAAAAAUUCUGGUGUUUUAAAGGGAUUGGGGCCAAAAAUCCUGCCAAAAAAUCUGGUUUUUUAAAGACAUUUGUGCCAAAAAUCCCGUUUUUUUAAAGGAAUUUAUGAAAAAAAUCCCAAUUUUUUUAAAGGCAUUCGGGCCAAAAAUCUCAUUUUUUAAAAGAAAUUUCUGCCAAAAAUCCUGCCAAAAAUCCCGGUUUUUUAAAGGGAUUUGGGACAAAAAUCCUGCAAAAAAAUCUGGAUUUUUUAAAUAGAUUUUGUGCCAAAAAAUCCCAAUUUUUUUAAAGGGACUGGUGCCAAAAAUUCUGGUUUUUUAAAGGGAUUCAGGACAAAAAUCCUGCCAAAAGUCUGGUUUUUUAAAGGGAUUCGGGACAGAAAUCCUGCCAAAAAUCCCAUUUUUUUAAAGGGAUUCGGGACAAAAAUCCUGCCAAAAAUCGGGUUUUUUUAAAGAAUAAUUGUGCAAAAAUCCUGCCAAAAAUCCUGGUGUUUUAAAGGGAUUGGGGCCAAAAAUCCUGCAAAAAAUCUGGUUUUUUUAAAGGAAAUGAGGCCAAAAAUCCUGACAAACGUCCCGUUUUUUAAAAGAAAUUUGUGCCAAAAAUCCUGCCAAAAAAUCCUAACAAAAACCUCAUUUUUUAAAAGGAAUUUGUGCCAAAAAUCCCGGGUUUUUUAAGGAAUUUAUGAAAAAAAUCCCUUUUUUUAAAGGGAUUCGGGCCAUAAAUCCUGCAAAAAAAAUCUGGUUUUUUAAAAGAAAUUUGUGCCAAAAAUCCCGGGGUUUUAGAGGGAUUGGGGCCAAAAAUCCUGCCAAAAAUAAUAGUUUUUUAAAGGAAAUGGGGCCAAAAAUCCUGACAAAAAUCCCUUUUUUUAAAAGGGAUUGGGGCCAAAAAUCCUACCAAAAAUCCCGGUUUUUUAGAGGGAUUGGGGCCAAAAACCCUGCAAAGAAAUCACGAUUUUUUAAUAGAAUUUGUGCCAAAAAUUCCAAUUUUUUUUUUUAAAGGAAUUGGUGCCAAAAAUCCCAAUUUUUUUAAGGGAUUGGUACAAAAAAUUCUGCAAAAAAAUCCUGGUUUUUUAAGGGAUUGGGGCCAAAAAUCCCGGUUUUUUUAAGUGAUUGGUGCCAAAAAUCCCGAUUUUUUAAAGGGAUUGGGGCCAAAAAUCCUGCCAAAAAUCCCGAUUUUUUAAAAGAAAUUUGUGCCAAAAACCCUGACAAAAAUCCUGUUUUUUUAAAGGGAUUGGUGCCAAAAAUCCUGCAAAAAAAUUCCCGUUUUUUUAAUGGGAUUUAUGCCAAAAUCCUGAAAAAAAUCCCUUUUUUUAAAGGGAUUUGUGCCAAAAAUCCUGCCGAAAAGUCUGGUGUUUUACAGGGAUUGGGGCUAAAAAUCCUGCCAAAAAUCCCGUUUUUUAAAAGGAAUUUAUGCAAAAAUCCCAUUUUUUAAAAGGGAUUGGGGCCAAAAAUCGUGCCAAAAAUCCCGGUUUUUUAUAGAGGGAUUGGGGCCAAAAAUCCUGCAAAAAAAAAAUCUGUUUUUUUAAAGAAAUUUGUGCCAAAAAUCUCGGUUCUUUUAAGGGAUUUGUGCCAAAAAUCCCAGUUUUUUAAUAGGAUUUGUGCCAAAAAAUCACGAUUUUUUUAAGGGAUUGGUGCAAAAACUCCUGCCAAAAAUUCUGGGUUUUUUAAAGGGAUUGGGGCCAAAAAUCCUGCAAGACAAAUCUGGUUUUUUAGAGGGAUUGGGGCCAAAAAUCCUGCCAAAAAUCACAUUUUUUUAAAGGGAUUUGUGCCAAAAAAUCCCCAUUUUUUUAAGGGAUUGCUGCGAAAAAUUCCACAAAAAAUCCUGAUUUUUAAAAGGGAUUUGUGAAAAAAAAUCACAUUUUUUAAAAUGAAUUAAAAAAAAAACAACAUUAUUUUUUUAAUGGGAUUUUUCAAGGAAAUCCCAAUAUUUUUAGAGAUUUGUGUCAAAAACCUCAGAAUUUUUAAAGGGAUUUUUGUCAAAAAUUAUGAUUUUUUAAAAAGAUUUGUGCAAAAAAAAAAGGGAUUUUGUAAAGGGAUUGGUGAAAAAAAUCCUGAUUUUUAAAGGGAUUUGUGCAAAAAAAGUCAAGAUCUCUUUUAAAGGGUUUGUGCAAAAACAUCUUGGUUAUUUUAAGGGAUUUGUGCAAAAAAUCCUGCCAAAAAUCCAGAUUUUUUUGCGGGAUUUGUGCAAAAAUUCCCGAUUUUUAAAGAGAUUGUGUAUUCCAUCCCCAUCUGAUAGAGGUGGGGCAAUUAUCUGCUGUUAAUAACCCAUUAAUUAUCAAUUAUCUGCUGUUAAUGGGCCAAUAAUUAUUAAUUCUCUUUUGUGAAUAGGCCAUUAAUUAUUAAUUAUAUUCUGUUAAUUGGGGCAGCUUUCUUUAUCUCUUCCAUAAACCAACCCUCCCUCAAGGAGACAUCUGCUGUUAAUGGGCCAUUGAUUAUUAAUUAUCUUAUGUUAACGGGUCAUUAAUCACUAAUUAUCUGCUGUUAAUGGGUCAUUAAUUAUUAAUUAUCUGUUGUUAAUUGGGCAGUUUAUAUCUUCCACAAACCAAUCCUCCCCCUGGAGAAAUACCUUCUGUUAACGGGCAAUUGUUUAUUAAUCAUCUUCUGUUAAUGGACUAUUAAUUAUUAAUUAUCUGCUGAUAAUGGGCUAUUAAUUCUUAAUUAUCAUCUGUUAAUAAUUAAUAAAAAAUGAUCUGCUGUUAAUUGGGCAAUUUCCUUUAUCUCUUCCCCAAUCAAUCCUCCCUACAGAUCUCCGCUGUUAAUGGGCCAAUAAUUAUUCAUUAUCCUCUGGCAAUGAACAGUUAAUUGUUAAUUAUUAAUUAUCUGCUGUUAAUGGGUCAUUGAGUAUUAAUUACCUUAUGUUUAAGGGUCAUUAUAUAUUGAUUAUCUGUGGUUAAUGGGUCAUUAAUAAUUAAUUAUCGGCUGUGAAUGGGUCAUUGAGUAUUAAUUAUCUUACGUUUAAGGGUCAUUAUAUACUGAUUAUCGGUGGUUAAUGGGUCAUUAAUGAUUAAUUAUCGGCUGUUAAUGGGUCAUUGAGUAUUAAUUAUCUCAUGUUUGUGGGUCAUUAUAUAUUGAUUAUCUGUGGUUAAUGGGUCAUUAAUUAUUAAUUACCUGCUGUUAAUGGGUCACUGAAUAUUAAUUAUCUUAUGUUUAAGGGUCAUUAUGUAUUGAUUAUCUGUGGUUAAUGGGUCAUUAAUUAUUAAUUAUCGGCUGUGAACGAGCCAGUGUCACUGCAUGACUGACGAAAUGACGUCAUCCCAUUGGGCGAUGCCCCGCCCAGGGGGAGGAGCCAAGAAUUCCUGCCUGGAGAGAAUCUGAGGGAUGGGACACCGGGAGGGACUUCCCGGGAUCCCAGAGGAGCAGCUGGGCAAGAGGAGCAGCGUUCAUCUCCUCGGGAUUCCAGAGGAGCAGCGUUCAUCUCCUCGGGAUUCCAGAGGAGCGGCGUUCAUCUCCUCGGGAUUCCAGAGGAGCAGCUGUCUUCUCCUCGGGAUUCCAGAGGAGCAGCGUUCAUCUCCUCGGGAUUCCAGAGGAGCAGCGUUCUUCUCCUCGGGGUUCCAGAGGAGCAGCGUUCUUCUCCUCGGGAUUCCAGAGGAGCGGCGUUCAUCUCCUCGGGAUUCCAGAGGAGCGGCGUUCAUCUCCUCGGGAUUCCAGAGGAGCGGCGUUCAUCUCCUCGGGAUUCCAGAGGAGCAGCGUUCUUCUCCUCGGGGUUCCAGAGGAGCAGCGUUCUUCUCCUCGGGAUUCCAGAGGAGCAGCUGUCUUCUCCUCGGGGUUCCAGAGGAGCAGCGUUCAUCUCCUCGGGAUUCCAGAGGAGCAGCUGUCUUCUCCUCGGGAUUCCAGAGGAGCAGCGUUCUUCUCCUCGGCAUUCCAGAGGAGCAGCGUUCAUCUCCUCGGGAUUCCAGAGGAGCAGCUGUCUUCUCCAUGGAAUUCCAGAGGAGCAGCUGGGCAAGAGGAGCAGCUGUCUUCUCCUCGGGAUUCCCUGAGGAGCAGCUGUCUUCUCCCCUGGAUUCCAGAGGAGCAGCGUUCAUCUCCUCGGGAUUCCCUGAGGAGCAGCUUUCAUCUCCACUGUAUUCCCUGAGGAGCAGCUUUCCAAGAGGAGCAGCUGUCUUCUCCCCUGGAUUCCAGAGGAGCAGCUUUCAUCUCUACUGGGUUCCCUGAGGAGCAGCUUUUCUUCUCCAAGAGUUCCCUGAGGAGCAGCUUUCAUGUCCAAGAGUUCCCUGAGGAGCAGCGUUCAUCUCCUCGGGAUUCCCUGAGGAGCAGCUUUUCUUCUCCAAGAGUUCCCUGAGGAGCAGCUUUCAUCUCCUCGGGAUUCCCAGAGGAGCUGCUUUCCAAGAAGAGCAGCUUUCUUCUCCACGGGAUUCCCACCUUCUCCCCUGGAUUCCCGAGGAGCAGCUUUCAUUUCCACUGGGUUUCCCAAGGAUCAGCUUCCAUCUCCUCAGGAUUCCCACCUUUCCCACUGCAUUCCCAAUGAGCAGUUUUCAUCUCCACUGGAUUCCCUGAGGAGCAGCUGUCUUCUCCAAGAGUUCCCUGAGGAGCAGCUUUCCAAGAGGAGCAGCUUUCAUCUCCACGGGCUUCCCACCUUCUCCACUGGGUUCCCACCUUCUCCACAGCAUUCCAAGAAAAGCAGCUUUCUUCUCCACUGGAUUCCCAUCUUCUCCCCUGGAUUCCAGAGGAACAGCUUUCACCUCCACGGGAUUCCCAACUUUUUGCCUGGAUUCCCAGAGGAGCAGCUUUCUUCUCCACUGGAUUCCCAAAGGAUCAGCUUUUCUUCUCCACAGCACUCCAAGAAGAGCAGCUUUCUUCUCCCCUGAGUUCCCACCUUCUCCACUGCAUCCUCUGAGGAGCAACUUUCUUCUCCACUGGAUUCUCACUUUUUCCACUGGGUUCCCUGGGGAGCAGCUUUCUUCUCCAGUGGGUUCCCACCUUCUCCACAGCAUUCCAAGAGCAGCUUUCCUCCCCUCUGGGUUCCCAGAGGAGCAGCUUUCUUCUUCACUGCAUUCCAAGAAGAGCAGCUUUCUUCUCCACUCCACUCCCACAUUCUCCACUGCAUUCCCAGAGGAGCAGCUUUCAUCUCCUCUGGGUUCCCCGAGGAUCAGCUUCCUUCUCCAGUGGAUUCCCACCUUCUCCACUGCAUUCCCUGAGGAGCAGCUUUCUUCUCCACUGGAUUUCCAAAGAAUUCCAAAGAAUCAGCUUUUCUUCUCCACAGCAUUCCAGCUUUCUUCUCCACGGGAUUCCCACCUUCUCCACAGCAUUCCAAGAAGAGCAGCUUUCAUCUCCACCGGGUUCCCAGAGGAGCAGCUUUCAUCUCCACCGGGUUCCCAGAGGAGCAGCUUUCAUCUCCACCGGGUUCCCAGAGGAGCAGCUUUCAUCUCCACAGCACUCCAAGAGCAGCUUUCUUCUCCACUCCACUCCCACAUUCUCCACUGCAUUCCCAGAGGAGCAGCUUUCAUCUCCUCUGGGUUCCCCGAGGAUCAGCUUCCUUCUCCAGUGGAUUCCCACCUUUUCCACUGGGUUCCCAGAGGAGCAGCUUUCAUCUCCAGUGGGUUCCCACAUUUUUGCCUGGAUUCUCAGAGGAGCAGCUGUCUUCUCCACUGCAUUCGCAGAGGAGCAGCUUUCAUCUCCACUGGGUUCCCUGAGGAGCAGCUUUUCCAAGAAGAGCACCUUUCUUCUCCAUGGGAUUCCCACCUUCUCCCCUGGAUUCCAGAGGAACAGUUUUCAUCUCAACUGGAUUCCCUGAGGAGCAGCUUUCUUCUCCAAGAGUUCCCUGAGGAGCAGCUUUCAUCUCCACUGCAUUCCAAGAAGAGCAGCUUUCAUCUCCUCAGGAUUCCCAGAGGAGCAGCUUUUCAAGAAGAGCAGCUUUCUUCUCCUCGGGAUUCCCACCUUCUCCCCUGGAUUCCAGAGGAGCAGCUUUCUUCUCCAUGGGAUUCCCAGAGGAGCAGCUUUCCAAGAAGAGCAGCUUUCAUCUCCAUGGGAUUCCCACCUUCUCCACUGCAUCCUCUGAGGAGCAGCUUUCUUCUCCACUGCAUUCCCACCUUCUCCAUGGGUUCCCUGAGGAGCAGCUUUCUUCUCCAGUGGAUGUCCAAGGAUCAGUUUUUCUUCUCCACAGCAUUCCCAGAGGAAGACCAGGCCCAUCUCCACCACCACUGGACCUUCAGAGGAAAACUCCACCCUUCCACAGUGCCAUAAAUUCAUAUCAUAACAUUGGCUUUUUGCAAAUAUUAAAACAGAUUUUAUAUUUGUGACGUUAAGGUAACUUUGCCAUAAAAGAUAUUGGUUUUACUUCUGUUGUAAUUAAUGCUGUAGAUCCAUAUUAUAAUAUUGGCUUUUUGCAAAUAUUAAAGUGGAUGUUAUACGUGUGAUGUUAAGCUAACUUUGUUAUAAAGAUACUGUUUUUAUUCCUGCUGUAAUUAACGUUGUAGAUUCAUAUUAUAAUACUGGUUUUUUGCAAAUAUUAAAAUGGAUUUUAUAUGUGUGAUGUUAAACUCUGUUAUACAGAUAUCGUUUUUAUUCCUGCUGUAAUUAACAUUGUAGAUCCAUAUUAUAAUAUUGGCUUUUCACAGAUAUCAACAUGGAUUUUUUAUGUGUAACGUUAAAUCAACUUUGCUAUAAAAGAUAUUGUUUUUACUUCUGCUGUAAUUAACAUUGUGGAUCCAUAUUAUAAUACUGAUUUUUUGCAAAUAUUAAAGUGGAUUUUAUAUGUGUAAUGUUAAGCUAACUUUGUUAUAAAGCUAUAAUUUUUUAUUCCUGUUGUAAUUAACAUUGUAAAUCCAUAUUAUAAUAUUGGCUUUUUGCAAAUAUCAACAAGGAUUUUUAAUGCAUAAUAUUAAAUUUACUUUGCUAUAAAAGAUAUUGUUUUUACUUCUGUUGUAAUUAACGUUGUAGAUCCAUAUUAUAAUAUUGGCUUUUUGCAAAUAUCAACAUGGAUUUUUUACGUGUAACGUUAAAUCAACUUUGCUAUAAAAGAUAUUGUUUUUACUUCUGCUGUAAUUAACAUUGUGGAUCCAUAUUGUAAUACUGAUUUUUUGCAAAUAUUAAAAUGAAUUUUCUAUGUGUGAUGUUGGAGUGCCUUUGCUACAAAGAACAGCCAAGGAACACACACGCUCUGCGAAGCUGCACCCGAGGAGGAGCCAUGUAAAACAGUUCCUGGAACAUGUAAACGAGGCUAUGAAUAUGCAUGAGGACUGUGAAUAUGCAACAGGCUGAUGUAAUUAAGAGGUAUUUAAGGGGUGUCCCUGAAGAAAACAGGGCGCUCUUGGCUGACCCCAUGUUUGCUUUAGUCCUUGUCUCCCCUUGUCCUUAAUUAAACUUUUAAAUGUUCA